CAUGUCACGCCAACACCGCUCAUCACCCAGUCGCGACUCCAACCGCCUCCAUCUCCACAAUACCCCGCCUUUCGAGAGCAACAACAACCUGCCAUACGCCCUCUUCCCCUCAAAGCCACACGAAUACACAUCAGAACGCCGGCCGGUCAAGCAACUCAAACGCCUGAGUCCGAAAGCGUCUCUCGUCAAGUCAACAUCACACCUAAUGGACGUCGACUUGGACGCCCCAUCACCCUGCCAAUCUCAAUCACACGCCGUUUCCGACCUGCGAUCCUGUCACGCCUGCAACAAAGCGCCCAAGCGACGGAAAGAUCUGGAAAAUUACCUCGAUUGCACGAGAUGCGAAGGCCGGACCUGUUUCAUCUGUGCGAGGCAAUGUGUAGGCUGCAGCAAGGCGACAUGCAAGAAGUGCAUAGUAGAAGUCGGAGAAGAGGGGGACGCAUGGUGUCUCGACUGUUAUUCACGGAACCUCAACUCGUGA
Messenger RNA from Alternaria novae-zelandiae, 481 nucleotides. RefSeq lists its product as uncharacterized. The annotation marks the transcript as partial. Lineage: Eukaryota; Fungi; Ascomycota; Dothideomycetes; Pleosporales; Pleosporaceae. The transcript has a single exon. The record is from RefSeq and is a predicted model, not a curated record.